UAAUUUCUAAAACAAAAUCGGAUGAGUUCAUUUCACCAUAUCUCUUACAAAUUUCAAUUCAUUGAUUCCUUCCUCCAUAAAUGCUUUUUUCUGCAUAAAUGGCAACCGUUUCAAUCCAUUUCCCCCAAUUUCCCCCCUCUCAAUAACGCCUCUCUCUCUCUCUCUCUUUCAAUUCAUCCUUUAAUUUCAAUUCAUUUCUCUGUUUCUCUCUGUAGAUGGAUUCCCUAGGUUCGUAUCCGAUCAAUUUCGGUUCCGGUAGGGUUCCGAUCUCCAGCGACAGCGAUGAAUUGAAGAAAAACCGCCCGAUUUGGAGGAGAAGGAUGAGCCAAGCGGCGGCGGAAUGGCUGAACCGACGAUCCUUCGCGGCGAAAAUUGGUAUUAUUGUGGCCGUGACGGUGCUUGCGUUGGUGAUUUUGAAGCAUACUGUUAAGAAUCAUAAUUACUUCUUCAUGGCCGGAGAAUCCAUUCACGCCGCCGGGCUUCUCGUCCUCGCUUAUAAGCUCACCACUCAUAAAACCUGCUCCGGUAUAUCUUCAAAAAGUCAAGAACUCACAGCUCUGUUUCUUGUUGUAAGAUUGGUGUGUGGGUCAAUCAUGGAAAUUGAUAUUUACACACUUUUUGACUUAAUUACCUUCCUCUCCACUCUUUGGGUCAUCUACAUGAUUCGCUUCAAGUUGAAAAAUACCUAUACAAAAUCCCUUGACAACUUCCCUUUGUAUUAUGUGGUGGUGCCUUCUCUAAUUCUUUCUUUCUUCAUCUUUCCCUAUACACACCAUAAUCAUUUGGUUCGUGUGACAUGGGCAUUUGGUGUUUACUUAGAAUCCUUUUCAGUGUUGCCUCAACUUAGGCUUAUGCAAAAUGCUAAGAUGAUAGAGCCUUUCACAGCCCAUUAUGUGUUUGCUUUGGGAAUUUCUAGAUUCUUGGCUUUUGCUCAUUGGGUUAUUCAGGUUUACGAAACUCGUGGAGAAUAUUUGCUAUUGGUUGGCAAUGGUUACUUUUGGUUCAUGGCGGCUUUCCUUGCAGAAAUGAUUCAAUCCUUUAUUUUGGCUGACUUUUGUUAUUACUAUAUAAAAAGUGUGAUGCAAGGCAAAUUGAGGAUGCCUGUUUAAAGUCUUAUUGCUCUCCAAGUAAAUUGAAAAUUCAACAUUUUAGAGGUUUCAAAUUUGACAUACUAAUUUAAACCUUUUGUUGCUACACUUGCUAGCUUGUGGAAAUUUAAUAAUGUACCCUUUUUUCCUUCAUUACUAAUAAUUCCCAUUAUUUUGGCCUUUUUUUUUUUUUUUUUUAGUAAAUAUCAAUUUAUAUCCCAAAACAU
Benincasa hispida (wax gourd) is the source of this 1315-nucleotide messenger RNA. RefSeq names its product ER lumen protein retaining receptor family protein. Gene Ontology annotation, cellular component: membrane. Lineage: Eukaryota; Viridiplantae; Streptophyta; Magnoliopsida; Cucurbitales; Cucurbitaceae. Gene Ontology annotation, biological process: protein retention in ER lumen. Gene Ontology annotation, molecular function: ER lumen protein retrieval receptor activity. The record is from RefSeq and is a predicted model, not a curated record.